AUGAUAAACCAAAUUUUUAAUGAAGAGAUGAGAACUAGCAAAAAGCUAAAGAUCAAGUUUCAAAAGAAGCCUGGAAUGAAGGACUCCCAGCUGAUUAUGCAACAUCUUGCGGAAAGCGUGGCCAGAGAAUCUCAGAAACUUGAACCAACUCCAAACCCAUUUUUACAGGAAUCCAAAUUACAAGAGCAAAUUUCUGAACGUCGAAGAUAAAGCUCGGUCCAUCAAAGUGAUUGGUUUCUCAACGAUCAUCCUCUGGCCCAAUCCAAUUAUUUUACUCCUGCAGAUAGAAUCACCUUUGGAUAAAGCAUUGACAAUAGAGAUAGAUCUUAUGAUCGAUUCUAAUCCAAUUGGUACGUGCCAUUCAUCUCUCUUAAAUCUUCUCUUGCAUCCAGUCAAUUGUUUUCGAUUCCAAACAAAGUAACCGAAUUGAUUGGCCAUUACCCUGAUUACUUAAAAAUCUUAUCCGAUGACAUCCAAAAUCAAAAGACAAAAAUCUGUGUCGAUUGCAACAGACUCAAAGAUCUCAUCUCAGAAGAAAUCGAUAAAAAACAAACUGAGUUGUUGAAUGCCCUAGAUUAGAUUCAAAUCAACUAUGAAUUCAAUUAUCAAACAUUGCAAGAAAUGGUCACCCAAUUCAAAUAAUCAUUUUUGUCAGUCCCAUCUGCGUUGAAUCGAUCAAUCCCUGUCAAUAUUUCUUCCAUAACCAUCUUUCAUUACGAUCAAGACGAAAACUACAAAAAAAUCAAGGAAGAGAAGUGUCUCAUCAAACAAAGGUUGUCCAACAUAGAUUCGGAACUGAUGAAACGAACCCUCAUCUUUAUGGCUGAAGACAUGGAUAAUCAAAUUACACACAAACCAGGCUAUCGACACACUGAAACCUUGCAAUUGAAAUAUGAUGAAUUUCAAAAGCAACUCAUCAGCUCUGUCUCAACCCAAUUGAAUGAGAUGAAUCUCGUCUUGGAAAUUGCUCCACAGUACAAUUAUGAGCAUCUAUUACUAUUGCCCAAGGUUGAAACUGUCAUCGCCAAUAAUCGCUAGAAUGCAAUUGGAGGUGAUAGAGACAUGCAGGAGUUGGAAAACUUAAAGACUCUCAUCCAGAACAAAUUGAAAUCCCAAAAAUUCAACAUGAACAUUAGUUUAGGGUUGGGAUAGAGCAUGAAAAACUUCGGAUUGAAGUUGGAGUACAAAUAUUAAUCGAAUAAUCCUUUAUUAAGUAUCUAAGCAAUAACCGAUAAUAUUAUCGCAGUUGGAAGCAGAAAUGGGUUAGUGUAGGUAUGGGAUCUGAAAAACAAGGAGUAAUGCUUCUCAUUCCAAAAUAAGCAACCUGUCACUUGCAUGAGGAUAUUCAAAGGAUUUCAGGGAGAUUUCAAUGUCACUUCGAGAGCCAAUGUGUUAGGAGUAGACUUAAAAGAAUAGCAAUAUCUCGUGACUGGCAAUCAAGACAUCAAGAUAUGGGAUAUCAAGACUGGAGGCAUGGUAAAACAAUUGAAAGGAUAGGGUAAUGUAAUUACAUCGAUGUUAUGUCUGUUGGAUAAUCAUACUCUAAUUAGUGGACAUGAGGAUGGUAAAGUAACAUUUUGGAAUGCCUAUUCUGGAAUGACAAUGAAGAAGUUGCAAGAUCAUAGUGACUCUGUGAAUGGCAUAAUAUUAACCAAAGACGGAAGAGUGAUCACAGGAGGUAGUGAUAAAAGUAUCAUUAUCUAUCAAAUACACUAUGUGAGAUCGCAGAUUUAUACGAGACAAGUGUUCGGAGAUGCCUUGAAAUAGUAGGUGUUUCACGAUGAGUGUCAAAUCUACUGCAUGCAAGCAUCAAUGAUCGAUGAAGCUCUAUUUGUGACUGGAGGUAGUGAUUGUAAAAUAAAGAUAUGGAACUUGAAGUCGCAGAAGGUUGAGAAAGAGAUCAUGGGUCACAAAUAACCUGUUGGAGAUUUCGUGAUGUUGGAGAACCCUUUGGAUGUUGACAAGGAGAAGAUGUUUGCCUUAGUUUCAGUGGCCACCAGUGAAGAUGUGCUACGUAUAUCAACAUCCAUAAGUCCACUGAAUAGUGGCGUGUAUUUAAAUGAGAAAAUAGUGAAUGAAUUCGGUGCCACUUGUGGACCUCUAUUGUAGUUAUUGCAGGAUGAGGAAGGGUUGAGACUCUUGGUUGUGAAUUAGGAUGAGGACAAUUAGAGUUUCAUGAUUUUAAAAUUAUAAUGA
Messenger RNA from Paramecium tetraurelia, 2196 nucleotides. RefSeq lists its product as uncharacterized. NCBI's taxonomy places the organism in Eukaryota, Ciliophora, Oligohymenophorea, Peniculida, Parameciidae. The transcript is spliced from 2 exons. Gene Ontology annotation, molecular function: protein binding; snoRNA binding. Gene Ontology annotation, cellular component: small-subunit processome. The record is from RefSeq and is a predicted model, not a curated record.